Carlito syrichta (Philippine tarsier) is the source of this 627-nucleotide messenger RNA. RefSeq names its product leucine zipper protein 4 (gene LUZP4). The record is from RefSeq and is a predicted model, not a curated record. Lineage: Eukaryota; Metazoa; Chordata; Mammalia; Primates; Tarsiidae.
GAGAAGUGCAGUGACAAUAAGGCCCAAGCAGAGAAAAAUUGAGGCCAAUCAGAGGGGAGCUGGCAUCAAUCUGAAGGAAAUUGAGGCCAAUCAGAAGGAUCUCAGAGCUAACUGGAAGAAAAUGGACACAAUUCAGAGAGAUCCCGAGGCCACUUAGAGAGCUCUCAUUGUCAAUCAGAGAGAUCUCAAGGGCAACUAGAGAGAUCUCAUGGCCAAUCUGAAAGAUUUCAUGGCCAAUAUGAAAGAUCUCAUGGCCAAUUCAAGAGAUCUAAUGGUCAGUCAGAGAGAUCUUGUAGCCUUUCAGAGACAUCUCCUGGUCAAUCAGAGAGAUCUUGUAGCCAUUCAGACAGAUCUCAUAGCCAUUCAGAGAGCGUUCAUGGUCACUCAAAGAGAUCUGUGGCCAUUCAGAGAAAUCUUAUGGCCAAUCCAAGAGAUCUCAUAGUCAAUCAGAGAAACCUCAUAGUCAAUCAGAGAGAUGUCAUAGCCAUUCAGAGAGAUCUCAUAGCCAUUCAGAGACAUCUUGUGACCAAACAGAAAGAUCUUGUGAUGACACAGAGAGAUCUCAUGGUCACUCAGAUCUCAUGGCCAUUCAGAGAGAUCCAAUGGUCAAUCAGAGAGAUCUCGUAG